GAAGCCGAUUUAAGGCAGGACUGAGGGGGCUGCUGGCGGGUGAAGCUGAAUCUUUGUGGCGGCUCGGCCUCAGCACGACCAUGGGGAAAGUUCACUUUUAUGCGCUGUGGUCGUUACAUGAAGCACCUCGUCAGUUUAUCAGCAACGUGAACCGUAAAAGUUACCAGGUUCAGAUGCCGCUGCCUCUGCCCAAGCAGCUGGUGGUGUUCAGCCUGGGGGAGUGGAGCUCGUUUUCUUGUGAGACAACCGUGUUAAUUGAGGUAUCAGUGAGCCCUGACGUGAAACCGCAGAGAAUUGGCGUUAUCUCUCCACAUUCAAGGUGCCUGGUGUGGGAAGGAGACUGGACUCUCGACCUUCUAGCCGAAUCAGCAGAGAAAAGCCGAAGAGGUGUUUAUGCCAAAGUAAUCCUCACUGUCUGUGGAGAGGUGAGAGCCAGCUUUGUUAGCAGCACGCCACGGGUGUCAAGAAAACGACCAGCUUACAGCCAGUCCUCCAGCCUCUGCCAGACCAUUCUGGGCAGCGGUAGCAAUAACAAUAUCAUAUUACAAAGGUCAUCGACUGAGGAUACUGUCACUUAUGCUGACCUCAAAACGAGCAAGGGGAACAUACAGGACACCAGCCUGGGAGUGUGGGCUCUGGAUAAAACUCCAAGGCGCUCUAUAAUAGGAAAGAGAGGCCGUGUUUGGAGCUAUGAGGGACCCGAAACACCACACAAGUCAAGCCAAGAUUCAAGCCCCAAGAAGCCCAGACUGAGCAUAUUGUCUGUGUCACAGAAUGAGGAAGUUGUUAAAGGGAGAAGGCGUUGCAGAGCGGAGCACCCCUCAAAGCGCUGGAGCCACACCAUGUGUUUAAGUGAUUCUGACACGGCUGUUCUUAUUGGUGGAGAGACUGAAGACAAGGUCUACUGCACAGACUCCAUAUGGAAGCUGGAGAUUGAUGGUGAUUUUUGGUUCCCCAUGGAUUCUUCUGCUGCUGGGCCCCACCCACCCAGCGCCCAAGGCCAUUCUGCCACCUUUGACCCUCAGAGUAAAGUUGUAUACGUGUAUGGAGGCUUGAGAGAUGGUCAGCGAUACAGUGAUAUUUAUGCAUUGGACACAUUAACCUGGAAAUGGAAACUAAUUAAGGCAAAAGGAAAUGUCCCAUCAUUAGCAUACCACAGUGCCACCAUCUAUGGGGGGGAGCUCUAUAUUUUUGGGGGGCUGCACCCUAGCCGUGGCCCUGGAGGCAAAGCAUGCAGUAAUGCACUGUACAUCUUCAACCCUGAACAUGAACUGUGGUACCAACCCAUUGUGGAGGGUGACCGUCCUCUACCCAGGUUUGGGCACUCCACCACGCUGUUACAAGACAAGCUAGUCAUAUUUGGAGGACAAAAAACUGCCGCCUACCUUAAUGAUCUCCAUGUUCUAGAUCUUGGCUUUAUGGAGUACACUGCAGUGAAGUAUGAAAACAUGCCACCACUGGCCCGUGGGUUUCAUGCUGCUCUGCCCGUGUCUGACAACAGGGUGCUGAUCAGCGGGGGCUGCAGUGCCUUAGGAGCUCUACAGGAUCUCCAUCUCUUCAAUCUAGAUACCAGCUCAUGGACGACGAUGGUGUGUCCACUGCUCUGCUCAAUGCCUCGUGCUGGCCACAGUCUAAUCAGCCUGGGAGGUUCUGCUGUUUUCAACACUGAUGCAAGAGCUCAAGAGGAUUGCCAUCAUUCCCGUCCCACCACUCAGUACACAGUCUUAGUUUUUGGGGGUUCAGACUGUGCGGGAAAGUUCUACAAUGAUGCCGUCAAAUGCAUCAUUGAAAUCCCUGCUGAAAUGCAGAGACUAUAACACAAAUUGGCGUGUGAGGACAGUCAAGGUUUUUCUACAAAGCUUAGUUUUUAGUGUGAACUGAAAAACACUUGAAAAUUUGUUCAAGCACUUGAGUGAAAAUAAAAUUUCACUCAAUCUAUUUUUUAAGGGCUACUUUUAAUUUUUUUAUUAUUCUUUUAGAGCUGAUUCAUAGAUUUGAGAUUUAAACAGCUGUUUUGCAGCUACAGUCUGGUUACCUAUUACCUAAUACACAUACACACUCUUCAAUAGAAUAACCUGUUUAUCAACUUCAGAGCCUAAUAACUGAUGUCAAUUUUGUGCAAUAAAUAUUUGUUUUUUUUUCACCUACCAGAUCAGGCACGUUUAACUUUAUUGCUCUUCUAUAUUUUCACUUUCUGUUCGUAACUUUCCAUCACAUUCACAGUGGUUUCUUUUUGUUUGUUUUUUUGUUUUUUUUUCCCCUCUCCCCCCCCUUCUCUUUAAAUGUCUCACUUUGUAAAAAUGUACAAGUUCAACAUACCACCAUAACAAUAAAUAGAACCAACAAAAGGAACUAGA
Molecule: messenger RNA, 2357 nt
Organism: Astyanax mexicanus (Mexican tetra)
Lineage: Eukaryota; Metazoa; Chordata; Actinopteri; Characiformes; Acestrorhamphidae
Exons: 13
Coding region: 81-1817 (578 amino acids)
Molecular function (GO): protein binding
Source: RefSeq, a predicted model, not a curated record